CCCGGGUGACCGAGCUUCUCACCCUAUCUCUGAAAGGUAUCGGAUCUUCUGGUUGUUCAGGGAAAAAAUCAGCAGCCCAGAGUAUCAAGAGUUCACGUUCAGGACCAAAGAAUGGAACAUGGUCAUUCCUGACAUGUCAUCAUACAAUCAGCCCAGAAUCUUGGUGGGACGUACGGAUGUGGUAUCAGUGACCCCAUGGUUGGCACCCAUUGUCUGGGAAGGCAUCUUUGACCCAGUGCUCAUUGACAACAUCUACAAGCCCAUGAACCUCACCAUAGCCACCACAGUGUUUGCUGUAGGAAAAUAUGUCAGCUUCCUCAAAGAUUUCCUGGAGACUGCGGAGAAACACUUCAUGAUCAACUUCAGGGUGCGCUACUAUGUUUUCACUGAUCGUCCCAAUGAAGUUCCUUCAGUGAACCUGAGUGGAGGGAGACAUCUGACAGUGAUCUCAAUCCCAGGUUCAAACCGCUGGCAGGAGAUUUCAGCACAGAGGAUGAAGAUCAUCCACAACACCAUCGAAACUCAGAUCCGCAAGGAGGCCGACUACCUCUUCUGUCUUGAUGUGGACAGCAAGUUCCAUUUUCGUUGGGGUUCAGAGUCUCUUGGAAGGCUGGUGUCUGUGAUUCACCCAGGCUACUAUGAUACAACUCGUAACAACUUCCCAUAUGAACGGCGUCCAGCCUCGAAGGCCUUUAUGUCCAUGGACCAGGGUGAUUAUUACUAUGGUGGAGCCAUGAUCGGAGGGCUUGUGGAGGAUGUGUACAAACUAACUAAGGAAUGUCAGAAAAGAUUUGAAGAGGAUGCCAAGAAUUCCAUCGAGGCCGCUUGGCAGGAGGAGAGCCACCUCAACAGGUACCUGUACUACAACAAGCCCAGCAAGGUGUUGUCUCCAGAGUAUCUGUGGCAAGACUUCAAGGCCAGAACAAAAGAAGUCAAAGUGAUUCGCUUCUCUGGGGUCAUUAAAAACUAUGCUGCAAUUCGUCCCAAUGAAUAAAACUAAAAUGUGGAUAGAGAAAUUAAAUAACUCAUUAGAUAAAAUGCAUUCAUUGAAACCAAAGAUGUAAUCUUAUACCAAUGGUUUUCUUUUCUUUUUACCAAACCUUAACAAUGUUGACUAUUUUACUUUUGAAUGACCAAUGCCAAUGCAAUCAAUUGGAUUACAUGCAAUGGUAUCAACAAAGAAAGUGGAGAACACCACUUAGCUUUGUACACUGUGGCCAGGCUACAUGAUCUGUGAUUUCAGUGAAUAUGGUUGGUCAAGACAUGGUCAGAGCUUGCUUUACCACUCCUGUGUGAAAGACAAAAUGAAGUUGGACAGGAGCUGAGAAUUCAUCAGGCAAACCGGUAAAAAAACGGCCACUUUUCGGCUUAAAUAAAAUGCUUUUCUAAAUCGAAAGUGGAGCAGCUGCACAUGUUUGAAAGGUUCUGUGGUAAAGUGACCUCGCCACAUGUUAACUGGCUGCAUGGAAUCGCUACUCAGAAUGGUGCUGACCCUCACUUUUAAUUUAGUUCAUUAAAACACAAUGACUGGUUAUUUUAGGUUAUAUUGAAGUUUAGGUUUAUGAUUGUGGGCAAUGGUGGGAUUCUGUUACUGCUUCACAGUUCAGCUGUGUCAUUUGUUUGAGGAAAAGUAUAGUUUGUUUUGUGAGAAAAAGUGACUGCCAGUGAUUGCUAGUCAUAAUUUCCUGUAGAUGCUUCAGCCUCUGUUGCAUUAACUGGACUAUUCAGAAAUCUAGAGAAGUAACAUUUGUAUAUAUUCUGCUGUUGCUCUUGGUCAACUGCUGUUUGUAGGUACAAUCAAUGUCAAACACUGUGCUCUCUCUAUUUCAUUCUUUUCAAAUGUAUUAAAAAGUGGAAAACUA
Molecule: messenger RNA, 1862 nt
Organism: Esox lucius (northern pike)
Lineage: Eukaryota; Metazoa; Chordata; Actinopteri; Esociformes; Esocidae
Product: globoside alpha-1,3-N-acetylgalactosaminyltransferase 1
Exons: 6
Coding region: 119-994 (291 amino acids)
Biological process (GO): carbohydrate metabolic process
Cellular component (GO): vesicle; membrane; Golgi apparatus
Molecular function (GO): hexosyltransferase activity
Source: RefSeq, a predicted model, not a curated record